Gavialis gangeticus (Gharial) is the source of this 2264-nucleotide messenger RNA. It is a transcript of the gene PCTP, whose product is annotated as phosphatidylcholine transfer protein. Gene Ontology annotation, molecular function: phosphatidylcholine binding; phosphatidylcholine intramembrane carrier activity. The record is from RefSeq and is a predicted model, not a curated record. The coding region runs from base 199 to 627 and encodes 142 amino acids. The transcript has 6 exons. NCBI's taxonomy places the organism in Eukaryota, Metazoa, Chordata, Crocodylia, Gavialidae.
UUGGACGAGGACUUCCAGGCCGCGGGGCGGGCUCUGGAGCAGGCGGCGCCGCCGGUCGCGGGGGGAGCCUGGGAGCUGCUGGUGGAGGCCGCGGGCGUCCACAUUUACCGCCUGCUGCACCAGAACUCGGGACUUUAUGAGUAUAAAAUCUAUGGCAGCCUUCCUGAUUGUUCCCCUGAGUUGUGUGCAGAUGUCUAUAUGGAUUUGGACUACAGAAAGCAAUGGGAUCAGUAUGUUAAAGAGCUCUAUGAGAAGACAGAUGAUGGUGAGAAAGUAAUCUACUGGGAAGUGAAGUACCCUUUCCCCCUCUCAAACAGAGAUUAUGUGUAUAUUCGUGAACGGCGAGAAAUGGAUGUCAAUGGGCGGAAGAUUUGGAUUGUACUGGCCAAAAGUGUGUGUGUUCCUCAGUGCCCAGAAAAGCCUGGCGUUAUCAGAGUGAAGAGUUAUGAACAAACCCUAGUGAUUGAGAGUGAUGGCGAAGGUGGAUCCAAAGUUUAUAUGUAUUACUUCGAUAAUCCUGGUGGUAUGAUUCCAUCAUGGCUUGUCAACUGGGCAGCCAAGAGUGGAGUACCCGCUUUCUUGAAGGAUAUGCAGAAGGCUUGCCUUGCUUAUCAUAAGGAAACAUAAGCUACUACUUCAGGACUGUCUGAAUGGCUUUACUGAUUUGUUUUCCUCAAAUAGGGUGCUUGCGUGGAUGGCAGUUGUAACACUGGAUGAAAUCUACCUCCUGGGAUAUAACUAGUUUUUGAGUGGCAUAGGUGUCAUUGGCAUGCCUUGGACUGCAUCUGGCCUCUUAACUUCCAUUUCUUUGUGCUAUUUGGCCCUCUUGCAAAUCACUUCAUUGGCAUUUAUGAGGCUGCUUAUUUCAAAGCGUUUUCUUAUCCUAUUCACUCUAUUCUUCUCUAUGUCUUCUACGCUGGAUCAGAGAGGGAUUUCAGUUCAUGAAUAUCAGUCUUCCAGUAGGGUUCUUGUUUGGAAGAAUACAUUCAAAUGGCUCCUAAAAUAUUUAUUUUUCGUUUUAGCAAAGAAGGGAGUUCUGACGCUCUAAUUAACCAUACAUACUCUCUGUAGUCUUGCCAGGUAACUUCCUGCACAUUCUGGCAGAUAUCAUGCACGUGCACUUUGAGCACUUUUUGAAGCCUAAUAGUCUCUUUUCUGCUUCCCAGGCUUUAUCAUGUGUAGCCUGGCUCUGCCAUUCCUGGCCCUGUACAAAUCCUGUCUGCUUGCCAGAAAUACAAGAUCCUUCCUUUUUUCUUUAUUAAACUUGAAGCCUAUUGCCUGCUUAAGGACUUCUACUCUAUUUGUAGAACUUUGUUUACCUGUGACCACCUUAAAUCUUUACUUUAAGCAUUUGGUUAAACAUGCAUUGGCAUCAUCGUUGCCUAAUGCUUGGCCUAUACCACACCCAGCUAGUUGAAAUGAAGCAACUUGAUGAAUUGGUUUUGUCGUACUUCUCUAGAAUCUAAUUUGGCAUGUUCAAAGUUUACAAUAGGGGCCUUAAAGCUUGGAUUUUCAUUAUAAUUUCAAAUUAUUGCUGAGAUGGUCCCACUCUGUUUAGGGACCCUUCUAAAUCUGUCAACAGCUAAAUAUUUUGCUCUCCAAUCAAAUUGGAUGUGCAUGUAAAGAAAGGGAAAGGAUUGAAAUCCUGCAGCUGGUGACCUUAAACUAAUGGGAGGAAACUAUGUAUAUUUGGGGGGGAAAGGCAUAACUUAAGGUUACUAUCUCGGGGAUGUACAAUACUUCAUACCAGGAUGGUGCAGCACUGGUUAAUGGAAUGGUGAAUCUUUUCUAAAUUAAAGAUCUAUAAAUAUGUAUGUAUGUGUUUAAAAAAAAAAAAAGGCUACUAUGGUUGUAUAUACCUCACUGUUUGAAUGUCGUCUUCAAUACUAAAUUAAAAAAUCCUGUAACUUACUGCUUUGUAUAGAUAUGCUUGUCAUUGCUAGAAAAAAAUUAUUCUUAAUCUUGUUGACCACAGGUAACUGUCUCUACCUUAAUCAUUGGCCAUAGUAAACCUGGAAAACUUGAGAACAGUUGUCUGCGUUACUUGACUAGUUUUACAUAGAUGUAGUUUGACUACUUGCCAAAGGCUUUGAGUAAACCAAGUAUAAAUGCAUUCUGAAUCUUUAACUGUGACUUCGUAAGGUUAAGAAGCUGUCUGAAGUUACCACCAAAUGAUAUGAAAUGGGCCAGAUUCAACCAGUGAAACUAAUACUUCUGCUGCUUUGUUUGCUUGUUUCUCUUCUUGCAAAAUAAAUUUAAUUGGG